Molecule: messenger RNA, 3849 nt
Organism: Oncorhynchus keta (chum salmon)
Lineage: Eukaryota; Metazoa; Chordata; Actinopteri; Salmoniformes; Salmonidae
Product: dual specificity protein kinase CLK2-like
Exons: 13
Coding region: 1030-2802 (590 amino acids)
Biological process (GO): regulation of RNA splicing; protein phosphorylation
Cellular component (GO): nucleus
Molecular function (GO): ATP binding; protein tyrosine kinase activity
Source: RefSeq, a predicted model, not a curated record
AAAUAUUUUAAAGUACUUAAAUCGUUUUUUUGGUUCUGUACUUUAUAUUUUUGACAACAUUCCUAAAGAAAAUAAUGUACUUCUUACACCAUACAUUUUUCCCUCACAACCAAAAGUAUUUUGAAUACUUAGUAGGACAGGAAAUUGGUACAAUUAACACAACUUAUCAAGACCACAUCCCUACUGCCACUUAUCUGGCGGACUCACUAAAUACAGGCUUUGUAUGUAAAUGAUGUUGGAGUGUGCCCCUGGUUACCCGUAAAAGGAAAAUGGUGCUGUCUGGUUUGCUUAAUAUAAGGAAUUUUAAAUGAUUUAUACUUUUACUUUUGAUACUUAAGUAUAUUUUAGCAGUUGCAUUUACUUUUGAUACUCAAGUACAUUUAAAACCAAAUAGUUUUAGACUUUUACUCAGGUAGUAUUUUACUGGGUGACUCACUUUUACCUGAGUCAUUUUCUACUAAGGUGUACUAUUUGUGUACUUUUUCCACAACUGGUGUUUACCAUGAUUAAAUUAGUACCUAAUUUUAGUGCGUACUCAGCCCCCACCUGUACUCUCUGUUGACCCAUGACUCCGUGGCCACGGCACGCCUCCAACUCAGUUAUCAAGUUUGCAGAUGACACAACAGUGAUAGAACCUGAUUACCAACAAUGACAAGACAGCCUACAGGGAGGAGGAGAAGGCCCUGGCAGAGGUGCCAGGAAAAUAACUUCUCCCUCAACGUCAACAAAAGCUGAUCGUGGACUUCAGGAGACAGAAGAGGGAGUACGCCCCUAUCCACAUCAACAGGACCGCAAUGGAGAAGUUGAAAAGCUUCAAGUUCCUCAGCGUACACGUCACUGACAAUCUGAAAUGCACCCACACAGACAGUGUGGUGAAGAAGGCACAACAGCGCCUCUUCAACCUCAGGAGGCUGAAGACAUUCAGAAGAAAUACUACUGCACUGUUGGAGCUAGGGACACAAGCAUUUUACAGAUGCACAAUUGAUAGCAUCCUAUCAGGCUGUAUCACUGCCUGCUACAGCAACUGAAAUGCCUUCAACCACAGGGCUCUCCAGAGGGUGGUGCGGUCUGCUCAACGCAUCACUGGGGGCACACUGUCUGACCUCCAGGACACCUACAGCACCCGAUGUCACAGGAAGGCCAAAAAGAUCAAGGUCAUCAACCACCCAACCAUGGCCUGUUCACCCCUCUAUCAUCCACAAGAUGCCACACUCGAGACGGUACCCGUCCUCAGAAAGGGCCAGCCGGAGCAGUUAUCAAGACCGGGACAGAGACAGAGGACGCAAGCAGAGGCACCGCAGAUCGCCCUCUUUUUCCUCUAGCAGUGACCGGGAGAGGGAUCGGGACAGAGACAGAAGGGGACGGGGAAACCGACAGGAGGGAAGCUACGCUCGCUCCAGGAGCUACGAUAAUCGCUCGGCAGACCGCAGGCCAUACGACCGGCGCUACUGUGAGGGCUACCGCCGCCUGGACCAGAGCCACGAACGAGACCGCGGAAACCGGGAAAGGGAACAUGGAGGUGCUCCAGCAGCAGCCGACGGCGGUUACUACGCACGUGACUUCUCACCGAGCAUGUGCGACUACCGGAGGGGGCGCGAGAGGGAACGGGAGGAGUCGUACCGAAGGAAGGGCAGCAGGCGUAAGCACAAACGAAGGCGGCGUAGAACCAGGUCCUAUAGCCCAUCCUCCUCGCGGAGUGACAGCCGGACGCGGGCACUGAGUGUGAGGGACGACGAGGAAGGGCACCUGAUCUGUCGGAGUGGGGACGUCCUGCAAGAGAGAUAUGAGAUUGUCAGCACUCUGGGGGAAGGCACCUUUGGGAGGGUGAUGCAAUGUAUUGACCAUUGUCGGGGAGGGGCCGCUGUUGCUCUGAAGAUCAUAAAAAAUGUGGAGAAAUACAAGGAAGCAGCUCGUCUGGAGAUCAAUGUGCUGGAGAGAAUCAAUGAGAAAGAUCCGGAAAACAAACACCUGUGUGUGCAGAUGUAUGACUGGUUCGACUACCACGGCCACAUGUGUAUCUCCUUCGAGCUGCUGGCCCUCAGCACCUUCGACUUCCUCAAGGAGAACAACUACCUGCCCUAUUCCAUUGCCCAGGUCCGACACAUGGCCUACCAGCUAUGCCUGUCCGUCAAGUUUCUUCAUGAUACCAAGUUGACGCACACAGACCUGAAGCCAGAAAACAUCCUGUUUGUCAAUUCCGACUUCACUAUGACCUAUAAUGUAGAGAAGAAGCGCGACGAGCGGACAGUGAAGAGCACGGACGUACGGGUGGUGGACUUUGGCAGCGCCACAUUUGACCACGAGCACCACAGCACCAUCGUCUCCACACGGCACUACCGUGCCCCGGAAGUCAUACUAGAGAUGGGCUGGAGCCAGCCGUGUGAUGUGUGGAGCAUCGGUUGCAUCCUGUUCGAGUACUACCUGGGCUUCACCUUGUUCCAGACUCAUGAUAACAGGGAGCAUCUGGCCAUGAUGGAGAGAAUACUGGGGCCGGUGCCCUCCAGGAUGAUACGCAAGACAAGGAAGCAGAAAUAUUUUUACCGUGGCCGUCUGGACUGGGACGAGAGCUCGUCAGCUGGGAGAUACGUGAGGGAGAACUGCAAACCCUUACGGAGGUACCUGUUGUCGGAAGCCGAGGAGCACCAUCGGUUGUUUGACCUGAUUGAGAGCAUGCUGGAAUACGAGCCCGCUAAGCGCCUGGCCCUGGCAGACUCCCUCAGACACCCUUUCUUCGAAUCGGGGACAGCAGGCGAUGCGGUGGGGGGGAAGAGCUGGGAGGGCAACCGCGACAUCAGCCGGUGACCCGGGACCUCCACAGACUCUUAACGAUAGAGCGAUUUUUCAGGUGGAGCAGACCGAUACGACCACUUAAGGCGGUACGGCCAAAUUUGAUGGCCCUUAUCAGUCUGAAAUCCCUUGGCCAUUCAUCACAGCAUGGACCCGUUUCCUCCUGCUUACUGUACUGCCCCCACCCAUCUCCACAAUUAGGAGAGAGGCUCAUGCUGGCAGCUAGAAAACCAGAAGGACUUCAGAAAAAGUCAGCCCUCCUUUUAGUCCUCUCGGCUUCUGCUCCAACAGAAGGCAUAUGACCAAGAGGGGAGUUUUUAGCCCAACCUUAGAUUUCCCAGCUCCAGUCUUCCGCAUGUAAAGGAAAGGACCGGCCUUGUGUAGUGGAACACUAGUGAGAGCAAGAGAAUCCUUACUCUGAAAGCCAAUAUCGUGACCUCUUCAUUUGAGGUGAAACGCUUGGAGAAGAGGGGCACUGUCUUGUAUUUAUUUGGAAACUCAGCUAUCAAUCUUGGCUAAUGUUAGCCAAUCGACUGGCACGUUUCGUCAAUGAGUGAUUGCCACUCCACAUUUAUUGCUUAUAUAGGCCUCUCCUAUUGAUAUAAUAUAUCUACUGUAUCUCUGUUACGUUAUGCAAUGCUUCUGAGGAGAGGGAUUGAUGCCAUAUUAAUGUAAUAAUAGUAGUCACAACUGGACAUGUUUUCUCAGCUGGUCUUCAUCUAGUCUGGGGAAAUGACAGACACUCACAAAUCAGACCCCAUACAACACAAACUGUAAACUGCCUUUGACAUGUGUGAUAGUAUCAGGCCUGUGGUCUGAGAUGAAGCACACACAGGGUCAUAAUAGUAACGUAUGCCACAGGCACACAGCAGCACACGGUUUACAGUAUUUAUUAUGAGACGCUACCGCUGUUCAUCUCCUCCCUGUACAUUUGUUUUUUUUGUAUAAGAUUUAAAUGUAUAAAACUACGUAUGAUUGUCGAAUUAAAGUUAAGUCCUCCUUUGCCAAGGCUUGUAGCGCCGUUGGUUGAGUUAUGGGGAGGCGUUUUUCUCUUAAAUACUC